Rana temporaria (common frog) is the source of this 819-nucleotide messenger RNA. It is a transcript of the gene RTN2, whose product is annotated as reticulon 2. Lineage: Eukaryota; Metazoa; Chordata; Amphibia; Anura; Ranidae. The transcript is spliced from 4 exons. The record is from RefSeq and is a predicted model, not a curated record. Bases 124 to 804 code for a protein of 226 amino acids.
CUCCUCUGUGGUCCUUUGUCUGUGUGGGGCCCCUCCCAGCGGCUCCAGUCUGUGUGAUGGUGUGUGUGGUGAGGAGCGUGUGCUGUGCCGGGGCUGUAUGGGUGUCACAGGCCAUCGGAGGAUAUGGGACACGUCCUGUCGUUCACACAUUGCAAGGACGCUCCAUCUACUACCUCUAGCACCCCGGACUCCUGCCCCCCGGAUGAAGUCCAUACGCCAGACUCCUCCCAUCCGGCCCCUGCGGACCAGUAUGAUGUCGAUGACACCGCGGUGACCCUGGCUGACCUGUGGCCCCUACCUUCACCUCAGGAACCCACCUUCUCCUACAUCACCAUCGGAAGCUCCAUCCCUAUAGCCCGCCCCCCAGCUAGGGGCCGCAGGGGUCGUGGCCUAGGCAGAGGGCAGGGUACUCGGAAUGAAGAACCAGGUGAGGACAUAGUGUCCUUUGUUCUUCUAGAGAAGGUGUGUCACAUGACCCAAGCCCUACCACCACUCAUUGGCCACGAGGAGAUGACCUUCAUGGAACGACCUCAGCCAAGACUGGAUCUUCACCAAACUCAACCAAGACUGGAUCUUCACCAAACUCAACCAAGACUGGAUCUUCACCAAACUCAACCAAGACUGGAUCUUCACCAAACUCAACCAAGACUGGAUCUUCACCAACUUCAACCAAGACCGGAUCUUCACCAACCUCAACCAAGACUGGAUCUUCACCAAACUCAACCAAGACCGAAUCUUCACCAACCUCAGCCGAGACCGGAUCUUCACACUGUAGGUGAGAAGAAUGAAUUGUACAUUGCGUAGACUAACCGGAGGAAA